Molecule: messenger RNA, 2218 nt
Organism: Amoebophrya sp. A120
Lineage: Eukaryota; Dinophyceae; Syndiniales; Amoebophryaceae
Source: the annotation of a GenBank genome assembly
CGGACACAAUUGCGAGCUUGUUGUGGCAUAAGUACUUACCACUGCGUCAGAAACAGAAGCAGCUGGAGGUGUUGAUGCAGCGAGCUUGCAAGAUCUACUUUUUGACUGCUGGAUGAGCAUACGAGGAUCAUGAUUUUGUUUUUGACGUAAGUAAAAAGAAGUAGCGCACAAAAUGUUCCAACCCGCUGGCCUGAAAACCCUGCGUCUGAUCCAGCGGAAAAAACAACCGGUAGGAAGUUGUAACACAACCGGUAUUAAAACUGCAAAUGGAACCGCGGCAACGUCGCAUGUCGACACAGCUGCAAGAGCAGACACUGCCAGUACGACGGACAGCGGGGGGACCUGCGAAGGGCACGGCCGGGAGCAGGUUUUAUCAGCCCGAACAGCUACCUCGUCUACUCGCGAACAGAUCGGAGAUUCUUAUGAAGACGAAAGUAACUCGACGGCUGGGGGUUGGGCGUCGUCUUCUGCUGCAGGUGAUCAUGGGCCAGCAGAUGUUGCACAGCAGUCGUACCAUCAAACCACAUCGACCGCACAUGCGUCGUUCCACAGUUUCGAGCAGAAUUUCGAAAUCAUCGAGCCAAAACCGUUUCUUUUCGACGAUGAUCAUUCCGAUCAAGAGUCGGAACAUGGGAACAAGCUCUUGUCGUCUAGAAGUUGUGAUGCAGAAUCCGAUGAAUCACGAAAUAUUCCCCUCGAUCAGCAGGGACGAGCGCUCUUGCACCAUCAGCCGUUCUCGUGGAGCUACGAUCAGGAUACAAAUCUGGAGCGAGUGCUGUUCGGCGAGAGUAGGAAGAUCAUAACAAGGAGUUCUACAACACCGAGAACAUCCCGGGCCGCGCUGGUAGAACAUGAAACUGAGAACAAGCGACCGCCAGCUCGUUGCGGAGAUAAUCAUGAGGCGACCUCCUCCUCCUCCUCUACCACGGAAGUAGGCGAAGGAGGCGUUACAGUUGAAGACCUCUGUUCUACUUCCACUUCAAGUGUCGAGGGCGGCUGCAGAAGCACAAGUACUAGACCCGGGACGAGCAGCAGUAGUAGGACCAUCAAAGAAAGUCGCACCACGGGCGGGAGCGAGGGUGGCGUUCUCCUUCAUGAUCCAGCACGAUACAAAAGCCGUGCCGUCCGGGAAGAAGUGCUGGAGACAAGUACUAUCAGCCGUCCGUGCGAGGACGCUUUUGCGUCGUUGAGAGCUGGUGGGCUGGUGGACUUCUGUGGCAAUGGCACAGCAAGAGGGCGGGAGACGUCAUCUUCAAGCGGCACUGCUGCUGCAAACAUCAUUCCGGAUGUGUUGUGGAAGGUAACCUCGGCAGACGACGAUGUUGGUGUAAGUUCUUCUCCAACAUCUACUUCCCCUUCCGCGGGCAAGAAAACCGGUGAUCAAGAAGAACUACAUGGCGCUUUCUCGUUGUCACCAUCUUCCUCUCGUCCAGCCGAAGUUGUGGGUGACGCACAAGCAACCAGGGGCACGACGACGACUGCAACGGGUUCGGACCCUGAUCGUCGUGUUAAGACCACCAACCCGGUUGAUCUGUUCGCCAGCUUCUAUCUCGAGGAGGGCACCACGACUGAUGAAGGGGCAGCACAAGAACUUCACCAACCGCUGUUGGACGACUUGGACAACGCGAUUCGGGAUGUCAGAGAAUUCCGAAGGGAAAUGCAGCAACAGAAAAUGAUGAGGGUGCCCUUGCACGCAGCGAGAAUCUUCACUGGUACCACACCGCGGAUGAAUGCAAACGAGCAUGAGAGGAACCUAGUAGAGCAAGAAGAAGCACAAUCACCCCCCUCUUCUCUGGACGAAGAAACAAAGGAGCUGCUUGCUCAAGCGGAUGCGGUGCGGGAAAAGUUCGGGUUGCACGAGCUAAAAAGUAUAACACACGGGACAAAGGGAAAGGGUCCAGCAGAUGAAGAAUCGGAUCCUCAGAACAAGCGGAGCCAGACACCGCCCAGUCCGGGAAGUCCGUUGUCCUCCUCGCGCAACCAGCGCAGCGAAAAAACUACGAUGUUGACAAAAGUUGUGCGACCAGAUCUAAAGCUGAAUCUUGACUUUUUGGCUGAUGAUGAUCUACUUUCCACACAUGAGGAGAUGAGUAAGAUGACUCAACACACAACGAGAACAACGGGAACAGCCCGAAUUUAUGACCAGGGCGGUGGGGGCAAUUUGGAAAGUCUCGAAGCGUGCUUGCACGAUUUGGAAAAGUUUUUGCAAGAAUAGAAU